Eucalyptus grandis is the source of this 850-nucleotide messenger RNA. Its product is annotated as 17.5 kDa class I heat shock protein. Gene Ontology annotation, biological process: response to heat; protein folding; response to hydrogen peroxide. The record is from RefSeq and is a predicted model, not a curated record. NCBI's taxonomy places the organism in Eukaryota, Viridiplantae, Streptophyta, Magnoliopsida, Myrtales, Myrtaceae.
ACUUGUCUUCUAAGCUCCAUCGUCGAACGGUAGCAAUUCUCAUCAUCUUCCUUAAGCAUUCCAUCGAACACUUUCUCCGCUCGGUCUCGCAUUUUCACCGGUAAACCCAACAACCAUGUCGCUCAUCCCAAGCUGGUUCGGCGGCCGCCGCAGCAACGUCUUCGACCCUUUCUCCCUCGACCUCUGGGACCCCUUCAAGGACUUCCUUCCUUCCUCCUCCCUCUCCGCCUCUAAUUUCCCUCAAACUGUCCGGGAAAAUACUGCUUUUGUGAACACGAGGAUCGACUGGAGGGAGACCCCGGAGGCCCACGUUUUCAAGGCAGAUCUCCCCGGGCUCAAGAAGGAGGAAGUCAAGGUGGAGAUCGAGGACGAUCGAGUGCUCCAGAUAAGCGGCGAGAGGAACGCGGAGAAGGAAGACAAGAACGACACGUGGCACCGGGUGGAGAGGAGCAGCGGGAAGUUCAUGAGGAGGUUCAGGCUGCCGGAGAACGCGAGGAUGGAUCAGGUGAAGGCGUCGAUGGAGAACGGGGUGCUCACCGUCAGUGUUCCCAAGGUGGAGGAGAAGAAGCCUGAGGUCAAGGCCAUCGAGAUCUCCGGUUGAGAGUCGGUGAAUCUAUGGUCCUCGUUGCGACUUGUGCUAUAUAUAGAGCAAGUAUGCUGUGUUAUGUGUGGGUUGGGAGGCUCGGUCCCAUGGUGUCUGAUAUAGCGAUAUGUCGUCCCAUAAUGACUCUUUACUUGUAAUGAAAUUCGAAGUUACUAUUUCCUAACUUCUGUUUGAGGUGAUGUUGGUUCCUCAAAAGUCUUUUGAUUGUGGUUUGUUCGUGGGACGUUCCUUAUUUUGAUUUACAUA